AUGAAGCAACAAACUGUUACUUUGCCCGCACAUUUAAAAUGUUCUCGAGCAGUACUUUCGGAGCAAGAAGAAAUUAAACAGUUUCAUGUUCCGAUUCAUUUGGAAACAUCCACUCGGAAUGAGGAGGAAAGAAUGGUUCAAGAAAGUUGUUUGGCUGAGGAUUUUCCUGCUCUGUAUUCGCAACAUGAUUUUGAGGAGUGUUCGGUGUGGACAUUGAGAGAUGAGGCUUCCAAUCGUGUUAUUGGAUGUGUGGAUUUAUAUAUUAGUCCUACGAUACAGACUGAGUUUGAAGUUUUUGCAACGCUUGAAGUGGCAUAUCGAAACCAAGACGAAGAAUUGAAUGCAAAGUUGAAGAAUGGAAAACAAGCGUGGAUUCGAAUGCUCUCUAUACAUCCAUUGUACAGGAAACAAGGAUUGGGAAGAUAUUUAUUACACGUUGCUUUGGACGAGGCAAGACAACAACAAGUUGACACAGUAUUGUUGGUAACAUUACCUGAAGUAAUGCAGUCGGCUGUGAAAUUGUAUGAAAGCGAAGGCUUUCAAUUGUUAGAGCGUGAUAGAACGUCGCAUUUUGUGGUUGACACAAUGGUACUGCUUGUAAAGUGA
This is a messenger RNA of Naegleria lovaniensis, 606 nucleotides long. RefSeq lists its product as uncharacterized. The record is from RefSeq and is a predicted model, not a curated record. Gene Ontology annotation, molecular function: N-acetyltransferase activity. NCBI's taxonomy places the organism in Eukaryota, Heterolobosea, Eutetramitea, Acrasida, Naegleriidae. The coding region runs from base 1 to 606 and encodes 201 amino acids. The transcript has a single exon.